AUGAAGGAUCAUGAGAACAAGAAGAACAGGACAGACCUGUUUGCUAUCAGGGUCAAGAAGAUCCUUACACGAGCGGAGGUGAUCCCCUACGUUCCUCGAGUCACAGACCAGGACUUAGAAGGAAAGAUCACUGCUAGUACCUUUGCCCUGGACCCCCCAAGCUGUAUCUUCGAUUCAUUGGUCAAUGCCACAGACGAAAUCUGGCUGGUUGUUACCUUCACCAAUGUAACCAACAGCUUCAAAAACCCAGCAAAUUCUCAGGAAAUCCCGCCGUAUGAAAACCUGUACAGCAGGUAUGCCUAUAUGACAAUGAAAUCAACCCUUUCCCGGUACCCAUGCAAUAAAGACAAAUCGGGAACUGUGCUGCGGGUUGGCAACGAAUCGUCUUGCAAGAACGACGGCAACCUGAGUCCCUGCAAUGGACCGCUGCCUUCGCCGGGGCCUUAUAGAGUGAAAUUCCUUGCCAUGGACUCCGAUGGUUCCAAGGCAGAGACAAGAUGGUCUGGUCCGAUCACACUGAACAAAGGUACACUUUGGAAAACAGUGGACACGUGGCCUGGACGGCGCAGCGGAGACAUGAUCGUCAUCACCGUUAUCCUCUCCGCCCUCUGUGGGGUUGUCACCAUUGGCUUCCUUAGCACUGUCUGCUAUGAAUGCUUCAAGCUUUGGCGGCAUGGCCCACCGGAGAAUGCUGAAGAACAGCGCCAGGAUCCCUUCCAGCCAAGUCGAUAUGACACCCACCACAUCCCCCCUGCCCCCCCUGUGCCCCCUCCACCCCCAGCGGAUAUGUCUGGUCCUCAGCUCAUCUCUACCUCUUCUUAG
Molecule: messenger RNA, 822 nt
Organism: Eublepharis macularius
Lineage: Eukaryota; Metazoa; Chordata; Lepidosauria; Squamata; Eublepharidae
Product: uroplakin-3b-like
Exons: 7
Coding region: 1-822 (273 amino acids)
Source: RefSeq, a predicted model, not a curated record